Cornus florida is the source of this 1681-nucleotide messenger RNA. Its product is annotated as flavin-containing monooxygenase FMO GS-OX-like 4. Gene Ontology annotation, molecular function: NADP binding; flavin adenine dinucleotide binding; N,N-dimethylaniline monooxygenase activity. The transcript is spliced from 7 exons. The coding region runs from base 113 to 1528 and encodes 471 amino acids. The record is from RefSeq and is a predicted model, not a curated record. Lineage: Eukaryota; Viridiplantae; Streptophyta; Magnoliopsida; Cornales; Cornaceae.
AAAAUUAAUUACUGUACAGAAAAGUUGGUAAUCAUUGUCGUCACCUGAUACUAAAGUCCAGAUUCAUCUCCCCUUAAUUUAUAUUUAUGGUCAUAGUCGUAGAGAGCAAGACAUGACAAUCUCAACACCAACUCUUCACUUCCCUCCAAUGCCUCCACUCACUCCUCGAAACGUCGCCGUUAUCGGUGCCGGCGCCGCCGGCCUAGUCGCCGCACGCGAGCUCCGUCGAGAAGGUCACAGAGUCGUCGUCUUCGACAGAGAGCCCAACGCCGGUGGCACGUGGAUCUACAAUCCCAAAACCGAUUCGGACCCACUGGGGCUCGACCCGUCUCGGGAAUUGGUCCACUCCAGCCUCUACGCGUCCCUCCGGACCAACCUGCCCCGAGAAGCCAUGGGUUUCCGGGACUACCCUUUUGUUGUCACCACCAAGAAGGGCCAUAGGGACCCGAGGAGGUUCCCGGGUCACAGGGAGGUGUUGGAUUACUUGAAUGAUUUUGUGGGCGAGUUUGGACUCGGUGAGUUGGUGAGGUUUUCGAGUGAUGUGAGGUAUGUUGGCCUGUUGGAGGAUGGGAAAUGGAAGGUUAGGUCGAGAAUUGGCGGGGAUGAUCAAGUGGAUGAGAUUUAUGAUGCCGUGGUUGUGUGUAAUGGCCAUUUUACGGAUCCCCGAAUUGCUGAAAUUCCCAAUAAUGUUUCGAACAUUGGUAUUGAUGUGUGGCCAGGAAAGCAACUUCAUAGCCACAAUUACCGUGUUCCCGAGCCCUUCCGAGAUCAGGUUGUAAUCUUGAUUGGGAGCUCUGCAAGUGCUGUUGAUAUCUCUAGAGAGAUUGCCGGAGUUGCCAAAGAAGUUCACAUUGCAUCUAGAUCAUCAGAUACAACUUUAGGAACGUUGCCUAGCUAUGAUAACGUGUGGCUUCAUUCUAUGAUAGAAAGUGUCCGUGAAGAAGGUACCGUGGUAUUCAAAGAUGGGAGUUCCUUCUGUGCUGACAUUAUUCUACACUGCACGGGGUACAAGUAUCAUUUCCCUUUUCUUGACACCAAUGGUGUUGUGACUGUGAAUGACAAUCGUGUGGGGCCACUAUACAAGCACAUUUUUCCACCAGUCUUAGCUCCGUGGCUUUCCUUCAUUGGGUUGCCGUGGAAGGUUGUCCCUUUCCCUUUGUUUGAAUACCAGAGCAAGUGGAUAGCAGGUCUUUUAUCCGGCCGACUUACUCUUCCAUCAACGGAGGAUAUGAUGGCAGAUGUUGAAGCUUUUUACUCAACAUUGGAAGCUUCUGGAAUUCCAAAACGAUACACUCAUAACCUUUCUGGUUAUCAGUUUGACUACGACGAUUGGCUUGCAGCUGAGUGUGGUUGCCCCGGCAUUGAAGAAUGGAGAAGGCAAAUGUAUACAGCAACCAGCAAGAAUAAGGUAGUUCGGCCAGAGACAUACCGAGACGAGUGGGAUGAUGAUCACUUGGUCUUGCAGGCUCAUGAAGACUUUGUAAAAUAUUUUUCAACUGGACAUCUUGAUGGAUGCCUCUCUCAAUAAUCAAAUCUCAAACCCCCCACAGUCUAGUUUUGUGGUAAGGUGCCACAGAUGUACUAUAUAAAUACAUUUGAUAUCUCAUUAUCCAUUGUUUUUAUCAUAAACAAUAAUGUGAUUAGAUUGUGGAGUUGAAUAAAUGAAAUCCAGUUUGAAUAA